AAGGGGUGGGGGUAACAGUAACACACUACGAUUAGCGCUAACACACAGUAUCCAUAUUAGUGUGUCACAGUGAAUUCACAGGCAGAGCUGUAUUGAAUGGAGCGGAGUGGCUUCUCCGAGGAAGUAAAGCACAGUAGCAGCAGAACCCCUGUUGUUGGGACAUGCAUGGUGUAGCUACAAAAGGACUUCCUCUUUUCAGGUUUAGCACUGCUACCAGACCAUGCAGAGCCUCGCCGGGGAGGCAGAAACUGGGGAAGAGAGGCGAGAAGCAUCAUUGCAGAUAACGGAUUCUUUGGACACGUACCAACCCUGGGAUUCGCUCACUCACCAGGCGACGGUGCUGGGUAGGACAGAACCUCGGCCGUUGGAAUGGAACAGCAGAUUGGACCAAAGUUUCUCUCCACUGCCCAGAGUGACCAGGGAGUCAGUGAGGCAGUAUCUGCAGUUUCCCCCUGACCAAUCUGUGCGAAUACUCCAUGCAAAGGUCGCCCAGAAAUCAUACGGCAACGAGAAACGGUUCUUCUGCCCUCCUCCUUGUGUUUACAUCAGUGGCUCAGGAUGGAAACUGAAACAAGACGUUUUGAAUGCCACUGGUGCAGGGGACUCCUGCUACAGACUCUAUGGUUAUAUGGGCCUGGACAGCUCCUGUGUGACCCAGGCAGACACCUCCAAACUAGCCUUCGAGGACCAGCCUGAUGCCAGGAUGUUUGCCUGCGCCAAGUCCCUGUACAUCUCUGACACAGACAAAAGGAAGCACUUUCGCCUGGUCCUCAAGCUCUUCCUUGGUAACGGGCAGGAGAUUGGCUCCUUCCUCAGUAAGCUGAUCAAAGUUAUCUCCAAACCGUCCCAGAAGAGGCAGUCUAUGAAGAACGCUGACUUGUGUAUUUCCACGGGGUCGAGGGUGGCUCUAUUCAACCGCUUGCGGUCCCAAACGGUCAGCACACGUUACCUGGCCGUAGAACGAGGGGCCUUUGUAGCCAGUGCCAGACAGUGGACUGCAUUUACAGUCACUCUAGUGGAGGACCAGCAUGCUGACUCGGAGGAGUUCACGGUGUGUGAGGGAUUAAUCUGCUACGGCUGUGUGGUUCAGCUGGUCUGCACUGACUCCGGGGUGGCCCUGCCCCCCAUGGUGAUCCGCAAGGUGAACAAGCAGCACGCCAUCCUAGAUGUGGACGAGCCCGUCUCCCAGCUUCACAAGUGUGCCUUUCAGUUCAAGGACAACAGCCAGAUGUAUCUCUGUCUGUCUAACGAGAGAAUCAUACAGUACCAGGUCUCAUCCAGUCUGAGGGAGCAGAGCAGAGAGGUGCUGAACGAUGGAUCAUGUUGGACCAUCAUCGGUACAGAGGCAGUGGAGUAUACGUUCUGUGAGGGCCUGGCCUGCGUUCAGGGCGCCAUCAGCCCAAUACCUGUCAUCACAGGACUGGAGGUGAAUGGUGGAGGACACGUAGCCAUGCUAGAAGUAAAUGGAGAAAACUUUGGCCCCCAUUUGAAAGUUUGGUUUGGAAAUGUGGAAGCAGAAACUAUGUUCAGGUGAACGUAGACUGUUCCUGAGGAUUACAAGCACGCCAAAGAACACUUGGAGAGGCCCCAGUCAAAUUUAAAACUUCCGCUCUCAUUAAUUUUACCACAUGAACUCCAGGUGGUACAUGGGACAGCACAAGGCCGUUAGAACUUGGUUUGUAAUAAAACAUUUCUGAAAUGUACAUUUGGAGGACAUUUUCCCUCGGGCUUGGCCGUAGGAUUACAAUGCAGCCCCAGAAGCUUGACCCAAAUAUGAAAGUAGCCAUUUUGUGAUGUACAUAGGUAUUCAGGUGAACAGAAGGGUCUUUAAAGGGGCAGUGCGGUUAAAACAUUUUUUUCCCCAUUUCCACACUAUGAGGUCAAAAUUACACUCUGAAAUUGUGAACGUGCCUUUUUUUUGCUUAAGAGCUGUUUGGAAAAAAAAGGCCAGGAACUUUAGUUCAUCUUUGAUUUGGACCGGUACUCCCACUGCCGGUCCCGCACGAUCAAAUUGGUACUCCUCAUGUUGACAUGCACAGGAGAGAGGUAGGUAGUUAUGCAUGGCCAAAAGCAUUUAGAGAUUGUACGGUAGUUGUUGGCUACAAGGCAGCAAUUGUUUGUUUGCACUUCCACUUGUUUUGUCUUCCAUCAGAACAAUCACUUUGUCUGGUUUGGCAUAUGCACAGCAAACUUCAACAAGUUAGCUAGCUAACUACACUUACACCAGCCAGUGAAUUUGCAGCUGUCAUCGUCCAUCAAGGUUCUGGGACUCAGCUAGCUAACGUUAGCUUGUAGGAAGAUAGUCAGUUAGGUAACGUGAUUAACACCGAUUCGUACACAUUUGCGCAACCGCUGCAUUUAAACGAGACUGCAAUGAAAACUAAUGUAGCGACUGCAUUGGCAUCAAAAUGUGGUGUGAAUUAUGUUUCUAUUCAAGCGUUGAUUGACAUGAUAAUGGACCAAUAAUAUUGGAGUAAAGUUGAAAAAACUGACCCCUCUGACGCUGUAUGUUAAAUUGUGAUGUGUCACAACGUAAUAAAUUGUGACGUGUCACAACGUAAUGUACGGCAUUGCAUCAUGAAACUGAUUCUGUGCCAUACAGCCUCUUUCCACCAGGUGUAGCCCUUUUCGUAAACUAAAAACAAGAAAUUAUCAAUGGUGAGUGUAAUGGUGAUUGUAAAGUUAAUAACUUGUUGUGAGUUCAUCAAUCAAUCAAUUGUUAUUUUUUUGUGUAAUCAUUGCGAGCCAUCAUGACUCUAAACCCUGUCAGCAGCAGUUUAAUUGUGAAGAUAAAUUUAGCGCUGCCCUAAAAACCCUAUUCAAAUUCGACACAAACCUUCAAAUAGGUAUGUAAUGAGACAUUAUAUAGUGUUUUAUAUACAUUUUAGAGGUGAUAAGUUGGACAAAUCGGGUGAAAAAAGCAGUUUUCCCACACGACACUCUUUCACUAUUACGCAGUAGCUUUCGCUUCCCCACCCACCAUUUUAAAAAGACCCAGCGGAGCUCCAUUGCCUUCAAUCAUGCAGAGAUGGGCAGCAUGAAGGUGUCGUCAUUGAUUUUGCUGGCAAGGGGAGAAAUUGUGCUUUACAAUGGU
Messenger RNA from Oncorhynchus kisutch (coho salmon), 3094 nucleotides. It is a transcript of the gene rbpjl, whose product is annotated as recombination signal binding protein for immunoglobulin kappa J region-like. Gene Ontology annotation, molecular function: RNA polymerase II cis-regulatory region sequence-specific DNA binding; DNA-binding transcription activator activity, RNA polymerase II-specific. The coding region runs from base 221 to 1534 and encodes 437 amino acids. The record is from RefSeq and is a predicted model, not a curated record. The transcript has 12 exons. Lineage: Eukaryota; Metazoa; Chordata; Actinopteri; Salmoniformes; Salmonidae. Gene Ontology annotation, biological process: regulation of transcription by RNA polymerase II. Gene Ontology annotation, cellular component: nucleus.